AUGAAGGCUCUGGUGCGCACCCCGGUGCUGCAUCUGCUGAAGUCGGAGUGCAACCCCGGCUACGGUGCGCAGUGGGCUGAGAAGGACAAAUGCCCCCUCAAUGUCUGCUGUUCUAAGCACGGCUUUUGCGGUACUACCAAAGACUUCUGUGGCGACAAGCCGGUCAAACGCCCAACAUGUCCCAAAGACAACGGUGUUUCCCGCGUCAUCGGGUACUAUGAAGGCUGGGUCGGCAAUAGGCCAUGCAAUGUCUUCUGGCCCGAGCAGAUACCAGAUGGUGUUUACACGCACAUCAACUUUGCCUUUGCUACUAUUGAUCCCCAGACCUUCAAAAUUGGCCCGGCGGCUAGCACCGACGUUAACCUGUACAAGCGUCUAAUGCUCCUCAAGAAGCGAGAUCCAGCCCUCAAGAUCUUUGUGGCCGUCGGAGGCUGGACGUUCAACGAUCCGGGUCCUACGCAAUCCACCUUCUCUGAUCUUGCUGCGUCAGAGACCGCCCAGUUCAAUUUUAUGGUGUCGUUGAUCUCUUUCAUGAAUACCUACGGCUUUGACGGAAUAGAUUUGGAUUGGGAAUACCCCGUUGCUGAUGAUAGAUCUGGCCGGCCGGAAGACUUUGAGAAUUUCCCCAAGUUCAUGGGGCGUCUAAAGACUGCGCUGGGUCUUUUCGGCAAGGAACUCUCCAUUACUAUUCCCGCCUCGUAUUGGUAUCUGCAGCAUUUCGAUCUAAAAGCGCUAUCCAAAUCUGUCGACUGGUUCAAUGUCAUGUCUUACGAUCUACAUGGAACCUGGGACAAAGGAAAUAAAUGGACUGGCGCAUAUCUGAAUGCGCAUACGAACUUGACUGAGAUUGAACUUGCUCUCGAUCUUAUCUGGAGGAAUGACAUCGACUCUAACCAGGUCGUCAUGGGGCUAGGCUUCUAUGGCCGCGCCUUUACGGUAACAAACCCGUCAUGUACCGCGCCUGGCUGCACUUAUGAAUCCGGUGCCGAAAUGGGAGAAUGCAGCAGAGAGAUUGGUAUCUUGCUAAACUCGGAAAUUGAUGACCUCGUUCAGAAGCAUGGUGUUACUCCCGUGCUAUAUGAGAAAGAGGCUGUCAAGGUGGCCGCAUGGGGCGACCAAUGGGUAGCCUACGACGACAAGGACACCCUCAAAUUGAAGUCUGAAUAUGCCCAGAGCCGCUGCCUCGGUGGUGUAAUGGUUUGGGCUAUAAGCCACGACACUGAAGACGCUAAGUAUAACAGGGCGCUGGCGGAGGUUGCAAAGCGCGACAUCGUCGACGUGCCGAUCAAGAAUAGUGAUUGGACACAAAGUAUUCCCAUUGCCCAGUGCUCAUGGACAGGCUGCGGCGAAACUUGCCCCUUUGGCUAUGUACAUAUGACCCGCGAAGACCCGGGGAAGCGAGGCAAAGAAUACAUGCUGGAUGAGACUGGCUGCGGCGGGAGCGGCACCCACGCCUUCUGCUGUCCUGCUAGCCAGGUGCUGCCAACGUGCGGGUGGUAUACCCAUAACAAUGGGAAGUGCGACAACAGCUGCCCUUCGGGGACGGUUGAGAUUGGCUCCAACGACAUGUACUGCAAGAAGAAUUACCAGGCCGCGUGCUGCACGACCAACACCCCAAGCAUGAAGCUCUACACCAAGUGUGAAUGGGGGUCGUGGCCUGUCUGCGACACCCAAACCAGCUGCCCGUCGUCCAAGCCCGAUCUUCUGGCUUCUUCCGCGACCGGCACAGGGGGGGCUACAUGUGCCAUGCGGGUUUACCCCUAUCCUCUCAUUUACGCGCCGGGACAGGGCGUCAUAAUCUUCCAGGAACGCAAAUUCUGCUGUGAUGCGUCUGAUGAAAACGAGACGUUUGGCGACUGCAAAUGGUAUACCAGCGAGGGUAGUGCUCCGGAUGGCGCGGUCGACGGCUGGUGCCGCAGCGCUUGUCCCUUGGGCCGUGUCCGAGUGGCCCUCGAUGCGAAAUCUCAGGACUGCCUGGCCACAGGAGGUGCCAGGGCCAGGUGCUGUCAGCCAAAGUACGGCGAAGAGAUCGACUACGAACCUCCGGAGCUGGACUAUUACAGGACGGCUUUGGAAGCCUACCUGCGAAACCCUACCUGCGAGGACCCUUCAGGGCCCUUGAAGUCUAGAGAAGCCCCGGAAGAAGACUUGGCCGGCUUGCUAGAGGCCUCUUCUCUCGCCAAGAGAGCUGAACUACCGGCUGUGGUAGAGACACGAGAGCUCAUCUUGGGGCUUCUUUACUUUACGCACAAGGCAAAUCUACGGGAAGCUCUGACCGAUCUGUGGAAUAGCGAGAUGACGAACCUUUUCCCUCAAAUGCGUCUGCCCUCCUUCCGCGACUUUGUAACAGGGGAGCCCGAUGUCAAGCUCGACGGGCCGAUCAAAGCGGUCAGGGACAUUACGUGCAGUCCCUAUACGUGGAAUGACCGCGCAAAAGGUUCAGGGUCGAGGCUAUUCGAUUGCACAGAUCCCGACUGCAAUCCCGAUACCGGUUGUGAGGAAGGCGAAGCUUCUGUUGCACGCCGGGGCCUUUUAUCCUUGCCAAAUCAGACAGCAGUCGACUUCACGUUGCAGAAGAGAGAUGGCCCUCCGAGGACAUUUAAACUCACCAUCAACUUCCUAGAUGGUACUACGCUAGAUAAUCCAGUUACCCUCCCUGGUCACCCGCAAGCUGGCGAUACAGCAGGACACGCUAUGCGAUCCGAGAUGGUAACGUUCGUCAAUAGGGCCGACUGCGCCAAUUCCCAGCUCACUCACAUCUCGUGGGCGGUUGCUCAACCGGGCUUUUGGAAUGUUGAGCAUGUGUUCGAUGGUAACGUCAUGACCAUGUUCAUCCAAGACGCUGCGCAAGGAAGGCUUCCCAGCGGGGCGGUCUCUCAAGUAGGUGCCAUCCCCAGAGACUUCUUCAUACAGGCGCCGACAAUGCCGCUUCCAAACCCACCACCUCUUCGCGGCGGCGCCAAUCCCAGCGGCCUAUGGGAGAGAGUCAUGGAGUGCCUGGGAAGUAGCCGUAACACGGCCAACUUGAUGCUCGUGCACAGGGAAAUCAACGGACACAAAACUCCGUUGAUGAGGGGCUUGGACGCCAUCGCCGACUCGGUAGCAAAUCACAGGAGGGUCGAAACGGCACCUGUCUCCUUGAUAUCGCGAAUGCGAACGGUGAUUGCAGUGAUCCACUAUUUGAACCACUCCGGGACACCAAAUGCCAAUCAGCGCCUCACUAACGUUGUCAACGACGUGUAUGACCAAUUCCAAUAUGCUCAGACCCAAUAUAACCUGGCCAACCCCGGGUCACCUGCCCGGAUAGCUGAUUUUUGGCGUGAAUGGACAAGAGACUACUUCGGAACCUUCCUCAUCAACAGGGCAAGAUAUAUAUGCAAUCUUUUCAUUCCAGAGAUGAGGAGGAUGUGGGCGUUCAGGACUGGAGAUACGGCUAAUGUAGUGGUUGAAGGCACCGCGAGGUUGAUGGCUGAGUUGGAGGACCUGUUUAUAGACAUCUCCGGGUUCCCCUGA
Scedosporium apiospermum is the source of this 3513-nucleotide messenger RNA. RefSeq lists its product as uncharacterized. The transcript is spliced from 10 exons. Gene Ontology annotation, molecular function: hydrolase activity, hydrolyzing O-glycosyl compounds; chitin binding. NCBI's taxonomy places the organism in Eukaryota, Fungi, Ascomycota, Sordariomycetes, Microascales, Microascaceae. The coding region runs from base 1 to 3513 and encodes 1170 amino acids. Gene Ontology annotation, biological process: carbohydrate metabolic process. The record is from RefSeq and is a predicted model, not a curated record.